AUGCAUCAACGAGACGCGGGCGAUAUCGCCAAUAAGGAUCACGUACACUGGUUGGAACCGCAGCACCACCACCACAAGGUGCACGAGAGCCGCGUGGCGAUGGGCGAUUUCCCGGAACUUCCAUUUCUGGACGAAAUACUCGAGCACUACGACCGCCGCGCUUGGCCCACCUUCGGAACGCCACUGCCAACUGAAGUAACCGUCUUCCUCGAUGUAUAUGACAUGGGACCCCUCAAUUCGGCAAGCAUGACGUCCCUCUCACAGGAUUACGACCUCGACGUGUACCUGCAGCAGUCGUGGUACGACCCCCGGCUGAGCCUGCUCCGUUUCGGCAUCAACGAAACGGUGAUGCUGAGCGGCGAGGCCAUCACGGCGCUCAUCUGGAAGCCCGACCUUUACUUCGCCAACGCCAAGCGGGCCACCGUGCACGACGUCACGGCGACGAACGAGUUAGUCCGGAUAACUCCUGGUGGCUACGUUCUCUACGGGGUGAGGGUGCGCCUGAAGCUCUCCUGCCUUAUGUAUUUUCACCUAUUUCCCCUGGACAGACAAAAGUGCUUCAUUGUUAUUAGACCGUAUGCACAAAGAAACGAUCAAACAAGAAUAUCUUGGGCACGUGACAAGCCCAUUUCUCUGGAGUUUGAGAUACAAAUGGAGGAAUUUGACCUAGUUGGCUUCUACACAGGGGAGUUUACUGAGCGGCGACAGAUAGGCACAUUCAGCACCCUGAACGUGACGUUCCUUCUGCACCGCCGAAUCGAGUUCCACCUGAUACAAAGCUACUUCCCCACCUGUCUGGCUGUGUUCAUCUCGUGGGUGCCCUUCUACAUCACCAUGCAGCUGCCGCAAAUACGCGUGAUGAUCGGCUGCACCACAUUGCUGACCGUGGUGUCAAUCAUGUCGUCAGUCCGCACAGUCGCUCCUCGGGUCACGUACGUGAAGGCUAUCGACGUGUGGGCCACCCUGUGCAUCAUUUUCAUCUUUGCCGAGCUGGCAGAGACGACCCUCGUCAACUAUCUCAUACGCAUGAAGCUCAGGCCUCACGUCAUGCGAAGAGUGGACUUCGGCAUCGCCAACCUUCUGCACUAUGUCCGGCACGGGUACCCGACGGACGACUUCCUGUUGAAACUGGACGCUCAGAGCAAGCUGGAGCUGCACCGGAACCAGAAGAGGGCCGAGGCCAUCGACAGAGCCAGCCGUUACAUGUUUCCGCUCUGUUUCGCAUUCUUGAACCUCGUGUACUGGUUGUAUUAUACAGACCAGCGAUACGAGCGCUUCUACAUCAGUGCCAAGUAACGGCAUGCUGAUAACCACGUAUAUCUAAGCGCCGCAGCAAGCUAAUGUAGUGGAAUGUGUGGUUAUUAUACAAUAAUAGUUUAGGCAAAUCAUGGAUAAUCUUAUUUACUAUGUCAAAUAGCUCUGAAACAUGUAUAGCGUAUUCAACUGAAUCUUGCGAUGCUGCUCUGUCCUUGAACAGCAUCGAAUUUUGUAUCCGCGCAUAGUUCAGUUAAUGCGGUUGAACCAGAUUAAAACACACUUUUUUUCAUUAACAACGACAACAACAGUGUACUGGCAGUGCAAUCAACAUCGAGUAGGUGACAUCUACGGCCACAGUCGGGGUCUGUAAGUUGUU
Messenger RNA from Dermacentor andersoni, 1633 nucleotides. RefSeq names its product glycine receptor subunit beta-type 4-like. Gene Ontology annotation, cellular component: membrane. The record is from RefSeq and is a predicted model, not a curated record. Gene Ontology annotation, biological process: monoatomic ion transmembrane transport. Gene Ontology annotation, molecular function: transmembrane signaling receptor activity; extracellular ligand-gated monoatomic ion channel activity. Lineage: Eukaryota; Metazoa; Arthropoda; Arachnida; Ixodida; Ixodidae.